Molecule: messenger RNA, 825 nt
Organism: Adineta ricciae
Lineage: Eukaryota; Metazoa; Rotifera; Eurotatoria; Adinetida; Adinetidae
Source: the annotation of a GenBank genome assembly
AUGGCGGCAAGAUCAAACGUGUGGAUGAUUGACAAAAUGGAAUAUUAUUUAACAAAUGAUUUAAAAGCAACCAAUGAGGAAAUCGCUUAUCUCAAAGAAUUAUGUCAGAUCAAAACAAAAGAUCGUGGAAUUCCGAAAAAACGUCCAAAUGUUCGAUUACCAUCGACAAUUCUUGACAAUUUUCUUUAUCAUGGCGAUCUCGGACAUGCAAGAAACUACAAUCUAUUACAAGAAAUCGGUAUAAAACACAUUUUAAACGUUUCAGACAUCGAAUUAGAUAACGAAAUUCGCGAUAAUUUCAAUGUCUUAUGGAUAAACAUCGGAGAUGAACUUGGCGUNAAAGAUCGUGGAAUUCCGAAAAAACGUCCAAAUGUUCGAUUACCAUCGACAAUUCUUGACAAUUUUCUUUAUCAUGGCGAUCUCGGACAUGCAAGAAACUACAAUCUAUUACAAGAAAUCGGUAUAAAACACAUUUUAAACGUUUCAGACAUCGAAUUAGAUAACGAAAUUCGCGAUAAUUUCAAUGUCUUAUGGAUAAACAUCGGAGAUGAACUUGGCGUAACUAUCGAAAAUUAUUUUGAGCAAACAAACAAAUUUCUACGUUUAUGUCAAAACAAAAACGAGAAAGUUUUAGUUCAUUGUCAAAUGGGAAUUUCUCGUUCAUCUUCGAUCAUUCUCGCAUACCUCAUCACAUAUCAUUUCGAAACACUUUCCGAUGCUUACGAUCAUUUGGUUAAUUGUCGACGUGUUGCUGCACCGAACUUCGGCUUCUUUCUCCAACUUAUUCGAUACGAAAAACUUCUUCGUGAAAACAAAGAUAAAUAA